Messenger RNA from Botrytis byssoidea, 1704 nucleotides. RefSeq lists its product as uncharacterized. The transcript is spliced from 2 exons. The coding region runs from base 184 to 1704 and encodes 506 amino acids. Gene Ontology annotation, biological process: DNA recombination; DNA repair. Gene Ontology annotation, molecular function: DNA ligase (ATP) activity; DNA binding. NCBI's taxonomy places the organism in Eukaryota, Fungi, Ascomycota, Leotiomycetes, Helotiales, Sclerotiniaceae. The record is from RefSeq and is a predicted model, not a curated record.
ACUACCUAGUGUUAUAACAAAGAGAUAUCCCUACACAUUCAUUUUUCCAUAACUACAACCAUACUCCCUUACAAAAUAUGAACACUUUCACAUAUUCAUAUUGCUGUUCAUCUUUUUCAUCUCCUUACUCAUCAGCACAGCACAUCUUAUCCCACCUGCUUAUGUUUAACACCCUUUCUUACAAUGAAAAGUCUGCCAUUUUACAAAGUAUGUAAACUCCUAGAUGAACUCGAGGGUUUGAUCUGCAGAUUUCCACCAUUGCUUCCAAAACUCUUGAAGGAGAAGGUGAGUGAUGCUUGGAUUCGUUGGUUCAAACUCCAUCGCGAUACCUUGGAUGCUAUGUAUAAAGACGAUCCUUCGGUUUUAUUUACCCUCAAACCAGAGGUCCUGGAUGAUCGAGACUACAAUGUGGACAAAGUAGCCUUCGAACGCUUUCUUGCUAGGUAUUUUUAUAUGACUGUCGAACAACGUGCCACAUUCAAAAAGCUCGAAGAGGGAGACGGGACGUUGGUACCUGUGUGGAAUCACAAGGCUGGUCGCGAUGAUUUAGUUAGGAAUGAUAUAGGCUAUCGUGUACAAUGUAUCAUGAAGUAUAUAGGUCGAGAUACGAAUCAGGAGACAGUGUUUGCGCACAUGAAAGUCACUGUGCAAGAAAUCGAGGAUACCCUAAUCACCAUUGCUGCUCAGAACGAAGGGUCCUCAGCCACUAUAAAGUCUCUUGCAGAUCCCAAUGACAGAGACACCUGGGACCGCCUUGGACAGAUAUACUCGAGACUUCAAAGCUCUCAAGGAAAAUGGCUCACUCGUAUCAUUCAUAAGGACUUCGGGUUCCAGGUUCCAGUCGAUAUCUUAGUUACAGCAGUUCACACGAGUUUUCCUCGGGAUCUGGAGGUAAAGGCUAAGUUUGAUGUCAAGAACUUGAUACCUAUUCGAAGACGGGGUGAGACAGGAAUCAUUAUGCCUAGUGUUAUUCAACCAAGACGGUCCUUUACCAAAGAUCAAGGCACCCAAACUGUGGCACUUCCAUCGGUCGCGCGACCAGCCAAGUCCCCACAACUGAUCUCGCCUCCACCAAGAAGACAAACAAGAUCUCUCGUUUUGUCUGAUUCUACCAUAUCUUCCCUAAAUGUUAUGCAGACACUACCACAAAAAAUCCCGUCAAUAGGCUCGGAAAAUAUCGAGGUUCCUCAAAAGACACCGACUAGGCUUACCCAUAGAUCUCGUCGGAUGUCCCUAGAACAAUUAAGGUCUCUACAAAAAUCAAAAUCUCCUGAUCCUCUUACCAAAACUAUCUUUACCGGCACUGGCCAAUGUAAGCAAACAACAAACUGUGCUUUCCACAACGCAAUAUUCAUACUGUCUCCCUGCAUCUCCUCCCACCUCUGGCUAAUCGACCUCCUCCAGUCCCACGGCGCAACCUACAUCACCUCUUUAGUUCCUCUGACCCGCAAAGUCCUCCCAAAACGCUGUCCCAAAACCGGAAAAAGAGUCCGCAAGAUCGCCCUCGUCGAACACGGCAGAACACAUCAAACAAUCGCGUUCAUGAAGCAAAUCGGCGCCCUUCGGCUCACGAGAUCAAAUGGUAAACGUGAUUGGAUAGAGACAUGUGAUUGGCGUUUACUAGAGAAAAUCGCUGGGUUAGAGAAAGGUAACGAGAGUGUCGAGGUUGAUAUUUGGGAGCGUCAUCGCUUGGGUACAGUCUAG